AUGUUCUCCUUCUUCCGCCGGGGUCCUCCCCAAACCCCCGAAACCCCAUCAGACCAAGCAACCUCACAGCCCACAACAACAACACAAAUUAGCCAAUCCCAACCACAAUCCCAAAACCAAAGACCUGAAUCCGAGCCCGAAUUGAAAUUCAUCAACCCCCAAACCAAAUACAAACUUCUCCUGGGCGGCCUUACGUUCUUCGCCUUCUCGCUCUGGACCACCCGCCGCUCCUUAAACAGACGCUAUCUCGCUUCCGUCCCACCUUUCUAUACAUCCUCCCUCUACCACAAGCCCGACGUCAGCGGUGGUGCGGAAGCCUUUGAGGCGCUGAAUCUGGCGACGCUGAAUGUGCUUUCCCUGGGCAUGGCGGGCACUGGGGGAAUCCUGUGUGCGCUGGAUAUCAAUGGGGUUGAUGAUAUGAGGAGGUUUGUGAGGAGGGGGUUUUAUAGUGAUGGUGGAGAUGUGACGAAGGUGGAUAAGGAGCUGGAAGAUGAGGUUGAAGCUUGGGUGGGAAAUGUGCUGGGAGAGAAGUUUGGGAUGGAAUUGAAGAAGGAGAAGGAGAGGGAGAGGAGCGAGGACAAGGCUUGA
Molecule: messenger RNA, 588 nt
Organism: Aspergillus bombycis
Lineage: Eukaryota; Fungi; Ascomycota; Eurotiomycetes; Eurotiales; Aspergillaceae
Exons: 1
Coding region: 1-588 (195 amino acids)
Cellular component (GO): mitochondrion
Source: RefSeq, a predicted model, not a curated record